Molecule: messenger RNA, 2924 nt
Organism: Striga asiatica
Lineage: Eukaryota; Viridiplantae; Streptophyta; Magnoliopsida; Lamiales; Orobanchaceae
Source: the annotation of a GenBank genome assembly
GUACGAGACUCCGGACAGUCACAUUUUUCAACUUUUCUUUCUCGUUAAGUCAUUAUUAAUAUGAUUGAAUAGAUUACUUUCAAGUAGUUUUUGCCAUACAAAUAUUCCUCAUUUUGUAGUGCAAGAAUAGCAAAAAAUUGUAAUUGCCACUCGUUCUAAGUUCUCAUUUUGUUCAAAAUGAGAGUACGUAAAUUUAAAUGCUAGUUGUUAUGUCAUAAUUUUUUCACAUGUAUAUAUAUGAACUAAUCUCCACAUUGAUAUCCUCUGCAAUUUUCUGCAUUCGCCGAUUGCCUGAUCUCACAUUCUCCGGCAAAUCCACGCCGCCGAUCGGAAUUCACCCAUACAUUUUCUCACAUGGAUGAAAGCGAAAAUUGUUGUUCGACUCACCUCAUAGAUGGGGAUGGUGUUUUCAAUGCUGCUGGAAUUGAUAAAUUCAUGAAGGAAGUUAAACUUUCCGAAUGUGGACUUUCUUAUGCCGUUGUAGCCAUAAUGGGUCCACAGAGUAGCGGGAAGAGUACAUUGUUGAAUAACCUGUUUGGGACUAAUUUUAAGGAAAUGGAUGCAUUUAAGGGAAGGCAUGCACUUGAUGAAUUUGGUCUCAUCAUUUUUUCCGGCUUAUUGUCCAAAGUACUCACAGCCUAUAAACUUUGUCAGGAUGAUACUGCAUUUGAAAAGCAGAGUGCUCUUUUUGCCCUUGCCGUAUCAGAUAUAGUGCUCAUAAAUAUGUGGUGUCAUGAUAUCGGCCGUGAGCAAGCAGCAAACAAACCUCUGCUGAAAACCGUGUUUCAAGUUAUGAUGAGAUUAUUCAGUCCACGCAAGACAACUUUGAUGUUUGUUAUUCGUGAUAAAACAAGGACACCUCUUGAAAACUUGGAACCCGUUCUAAGGGAAGACAUUCAGAAGAUAUGGGAUUCUGUACCUAAACCAGAAGCUCACAAGGAAACUCCACUUAGUGAUUUUUUCAAUGUUGAAGUUGUUGCACUCUCAAGUUAUGAAGAGAAGGAAGAACAGUUCAAACAGCAGGUGGCUAGUUUAAGACAACGAUUUUACCAUUCUAUUGCCCCCGGUGGGCUUGCUGGGGAUAGGCGUGGUGUUGUUCCUGCUUCAGGCUUUUCUUUCAGUGCACAACAGAUAUGGAAGGUUAUUAAGGAGAAUAGGGACCUCGAUCUUCCUGCUCACAAGGUCAUGGUUGCUACUGUUCGAUGUGAAGAGAUAGCUAAUGAAAAAUUCUCUGCCUUCAUUGAAAAUGAGGCAUGGCGACAGUUGGAAGAGAUGGUGCAAUAUCAGAUAGUGCUAGGGUUUGGGAAGAAGCUCACCUCUAUUCUCGAUGUUUGUCUAUCCGAGUAUGAUGCAGAGGCAACAUAUUUUGACGAAAGUGUCAGAUCUACAAAGCGGAAACAAUUGGAAGAGAAACUUCUGCAACUUGUCCAACCUGCAUAUCAAUUCAUGUUGGGACACAUACGCUCGGGAACCUUGGAUAAAUUUAAAGCUGCCUUUGAAACUGCAUUGAAUGAAGGGAAAGGAUUUUCGGCUGCUGCAAGUGAUUGCAUGGAAUAUUUUAUGUCACAGUUUGUUGAAGCAGCUGCAGGUGCCGACAUUGACCAAGCAAACUGGGACUCAUCGAAAGUAAGGGAGAAGCUUAGGCGUGAUAUAGAUGCACAUAUUGCUGAUGUUCGAGAGGCCAGGCUCUCUGAACUCACUUCAAUUUAUGAGAAAAAACUAAACGAGGCAUUAUCUGAACCAGUGGAGGCACUGCUAGAUGGAGCUAGUGAUGACACGUGGCCAGCAAUUAGAAAACUUUAUAGACGCGAGACUGAAACUGCAGUUACUGGAUUUUCCAAAGAACUUUCCGGAUUCGAAAUGGAUGAGGUAACAAAGAAUAAAAUGCUCUCGAGGUUGGAGGAUUAUGCUAGAGGAUUAGUUGAAGCCAAGGCUAAAGAAGAAGCAGGAAGGGUCUUGAUCCGUAUGAAAGACAGGUUCUCAACAAUGUUUAAUAAUGAUUCUGACUCGAUGCCACGAGUCUGGACUGGGAAGGAAGAUAUACGAGCAAUCACCAAAACAGCACGUUCUGCUCUAUUAUCUAUCAUGGCUGCUGUUCGUUUGGAUGAUGUUGCGGAUAAUAUUGAGCGUACAUUAUCACUUGCUCUUGCGGACCCCAAAACUGCAGCCUCUACUAAUAGGGGUAUCUCAGUCGACCCGCUUGCCUCAAGCAGUUGGGAUGAGGUUCCCUCGUCAAAAAGCUUGUUAACACCAGUCCAGUGUAAAUCUUUGUGGAGGCAGUUUAAAGCCGAGACAGAAUAUACUGUUAGUCAAGCCAUUGCUGCUCAGGAGGCCAGCAAGCGAAACAACAACUGGUUGCCACCUCCAUGGGCAAUUGUGGCUAUACUUGUCUUGGGAUUUAACGAGUUUAUGACCCUUUUGAGAAAUCCUUUGUAUUUGUGCGUCAUUUUCGUUGGUUUCCUGAUUAUGAAAGCUCUUUGGGUUCAGUUAGACAUAUCCGGUGACUUCCGCCAUGGAUUUUUACCCGGUAUCUUAGCAUUAUCCACCAAGUUUUUGCCCACGGUCACGAACCUUCUAAGGAAGCUAGCUGAAGAAGGCCAAACUAAACGGCAUGCUAAUACUGAAACUCCCCAUAAACCUCAAUUUCAAGCAAAGAGCUUUGAAAGUGCUUCAAAUGAGCAUACUCGUUUAUCAUCAACAGCUUCAUCUGAGGUCACUUCAUCAGAAAACAGCAACGAGUACUCGAGUCCCACUCGGAAAUCACAGUAAGCUUUCGAACGUGUCUUCUUUUCUCGUUUAACGAUGUUUCUCUAUCUCCAUAUACAGUUUUUCGGGUUAUUUCCAGGCAGUAAAAUGUAGGCAUUUUGUUUAAGUUCCAUAGUGUUUGUAUUUUUUUUCUUUUUAAAUUUUUGUUGGUUACAUAU